Messenger RNA from Alexandromys fortis (reed vole), 6675 nucleotides. RefSeq names its product MAF bZIP transcription factor G (gene Mafg). The coding region runs from base 1846 to 2472 and encodes 208 amino acids. The transcript has 3 exons. The record is from RefSeq and is a predicted model, not a curated record. NCBI's taxonomy places the organism in Eukaryota, Metazoa, Chordata, Mammalia, Rodentia, Cricetidae. Gene Ontology annotation, biological process: regulation of transcription by RNA polymerase II; regulation of epidermal cell differentiation. Gene Ontology annotation, cellular component: nucleus. Gene Ontology annotation, molecular function: DNA-binding transcription factor activity, RNA polymerase II-specific; RNA polymerase II cis-regulatory region sequence-specific DNA binding.
AGGAAGCCGGGGCAGCUUUGCGAGCUAAGGGAGGAAAGGGUGGAUCUAGUAGCCGGUGGGAGUUUUCAGGUGCAAGCAUGGAGCGGAGAAUGUAGUUCUCAUUUACCUCUGCGUUUACCCUGUCAGAAGAGUUUGGGGUCCCACUGUUGCCUGAAGUUGGGGAAAAAGUGUGUGCCCUGUUGGGUGUCUGACCUGAUGGCUGCGAAGUCUUGGGAAGUGACAGCCUGUGUGGGGUGUGGCCUCCACCUUUGCGUGAAUGUGUGGAUAUUUGUCUUCUCUGUACUGCUUUCCUUGCCCGGGGUGUCAUGGCUAGCUGAAGUUGACCUUGUGGAUUGUGCAUAGGGCUGUCCCCUCAAGCACUUACCACACCUAGCUCCGAGGCUGUUUGUAGGUACCAGCUGUUUUCAUUUGGGGGUGGGACUUUAUGGCCUAUGAAGAUUCCAGGUCUCAGAAAGGUGUUUAAGCUUUUGGAGUCACCGUGCUUCUGUGGACGCAAAGUUUGAAGUUCUUUUCCAAUAAUGUCAGUUUCUGAAGGAGGAGAGACCUAAGUUCAUGUCUCUUGCACUGGACUUUGCAGGCAAGGUUGAGCAAGGGUCGGUGUCUUGCCUGAGUCUGAUGUUCAGAUUGUCCAGUUGUUAGCCUGAGUGGGUAGCCUGAGUGGGUGUUAGCCAUGGUGUGAUUAUCCUUAGCUGUCAGUAUUAGGAGGACGGUGGAGUUGGGGGGGGGGCAGCUGGUCUUGACCGACUUCUCUAACUUCUUCCUCAGAAGCUCUCUGAACUACCCCCCAGCACAGCUGUCCCCCCAAACUGUCUGCCUAAUCACUGUGUGCGCCUAGGCUGGCAGAAGCCAGGCAGGCAGCUGGAAGCACUGGCUUUGCUGAGGCUUGCUGCUCCCCCUUAAGCAUACAUAUGAGUAUACCAUGCACGUUUGCGCGCGUGCGUGCACACACACACACACACACACACACCUUUGAUCGGGAGGCAGUUGGCUGUACUUGUGCUGAGUUCAGGCCUUCAGUAGAGGGUGAAAUCUGUUGAGGAGGCACUUUUCAGCUCCCAGCCACCACACUCUGCACUUUUCUGUGCAAUCGCAGGAAGUUGCUGUUUUGAGCUGUGAGGGGAGCUCCUGCUAGGGCUGUCUCUCCCACCUCUGCCUGCGCUCCUGGUGCGGGUCUGGGGCCAGCCUGUAAGAAAGGCCGAUGCCUUUCAGACCUCCAGUUCUGGCUUCCCUCUUUCUCUUUGAUCUGACAGGACUCUUGCCUUUGAAAAUGCUCUUAAUCUGGUCCUGGAGAGAAGAUCCUCUGCGUAAUAUUCGCAUGUAGCCACACCUCCUGUGCAAGACCAGGAGUUGGUAGGGGCUCUGCCUCCCUAGCUCACAUGCUGGUUCUCUUGAGAAGUGUAAGGCGCACCCCACCCCGUACCCCCAGCACAUUGUUGCCCGAGGUGCUUACAGCCUCCUCUGAAAGAGACUGCAGCCACCUCACCUGCAGUCCCUUCCCACUUCCCUGCUUCCAACCUGGAAAGGGGAGGAGGCGGCUUUACCCGUGGGACUGAUAGGUGCUCAACUAAGCGGGGAUUCCCAGCCUGGGUGUACACAACUGUUCUUGGCAAGGCUUUAGAAAGCUGAGCACGAGAUUGAGAGCCAGAGGGGCGGCUGACUGUAGGAGGUAGCUGUUUUGCUUUUGUUCCCUGGCCCUGUGGUCACUGACCCUAGGCAGAGAGCCAGAGACUAGCCGGUGACCCAAAGGGGCUAACUCUUGCCUGCUUCCAGCCAGCAGUGCCCUCCCCUCUGCUCAUUGUGGGGCCCUUGUGAAACGCACAGUGUCGGGUGGGGCAGGAGCACAGGAUGCUGCAACCAAGCCACAGGAUGGUUACUCCAUCUGUAGAGGAGGUGGACAGGGAGGACUGGAGGGCCUGGGCUCAGCUCCUCCCAGCUGGACUGCCUGCUACCUGGAAGAGUGCCUGCUCAUUGUGCCCCCGGGUUAUGACGACCCCCAAUAAAGGAAACAAGGCCUUAAAGGUGAAGCGGGAGCCAGGAGAGAAUGGCACCAGCCUGACCGACGAGGAGCUGGUGACCAUGUCGGUGCGAGAGUUAAACCAGCACCUUCGAGGCCUAUCCAAGGAAGAGAUCAUCCAGCUGAAGCAGCGCCGGCGCACACUCAAGAACCGCGGCUACGCGGCUAGCUGCCGAGUGAAGCGGGUGACGCAGAAGGAGGAGCUGGAGAAGCAGAAGGCGGAGCUGCAGCAGGAGGUGGAGAAGCUGGCCUCUGAAAACGCCAGCAUGAAGCUGGAGCUUGACGCGCUGCGCUCCAAGUACGAGGCCCUGCAGAACUUUGCCAGGACCGUGGCCCGCAGCCCUGUGGCCCCAGCUCGGGGUCCCCUUGCUGCUGGCCUGGGGCCCUUGGUCCCUGGCAAGGUAGCUGCCACCAGCGUCAUCACGAUAGUAAAGUCCAAGACAGAUGCUCGGUCAUAGGGACACGUGCAGUUGCCAGGCAGGUCUUUAAGGGGCCACUAAGUGCGUGGCAAAGUUGGCAGCCCUGUCCCUCUUCCUUUCCUUUUCCUGUCUCUUCUCUCCCUUCCCCUUUUCCUUCCCUGCAAAGCACAACCUGCACCCAGGGGCGUUGGGCUGAGCCCCCUUGAUAUCAUCCUUGUCGUCACGCGUGUGUUUUGUACGUUGGGAUUGGUCAGUUCAACAGUGAUGUUGGGUUGCCCCUAACCCCUUUGUACCAAGGCCAUGCAAGCUAGGAGUCCAGAGUGGGCACUGUGGGAAUGGACAAGAGUACAAGUGGGCAAGUGUACUGGGCUUAGGUCUGCCCUUCCUCUCUGGUGGCCUGCAGUGGGACUUUAGAGCUCUUUUCAGAUUCCAGUGGGCCUCUCAGCUUGAUCCAGAAAGGGAGAGAUGGCUCUGUCCUGAAAAGUGGUUAUGUCUUGAAGGCCCUGGAUGAGCAGGGCCACCAGCCCUGGCACUGGGGCAGGAACCAUGGUGCUGGAGCCUGGCACAGUGCACUGGAUAAGACCAAAUCGCCGGUUAUAAGUGUGGGUGGCCGGUGUGUCAGUGUGUCCUGCGGUGGGUCCGGUGUUGCUGUUUACAUGACCUGUGUGUGGUUAUAUAGCCCUUUAUUUAAAAGAGAAGUUCCUUUUACGAAGUUAUUAAAUUAUAUGUUUAAGAGCUAAAAAGAAAAAAAAAAGAAGAGCUACAGAGUAUUUAUAAAAUUGUCUUAAAAACAAACAAAAAAAAAAAGAAACACAUUUGACCGUAUAAAUGGAAAAGGGAAGAAAGUAUAGUAGAAACUUUGCUAGUUAAAAAAAAAUCCCUUUCUUGUAAAUUUGGGGACAGCUCUGUGGCUGUUGGAGUUUAGUUUUUAUACACAGAGUUAUGAGACAUUACUUAUAAAACUUAGUUUAAAAAAAGAAAAAGAAAAAAAAAAUAAGCCAAGCUGCGAGCCGACCAGAGGCCGUCCUCUUUGAUAUCUCUUUUGCAAUUGUACCGAAAGUGACUUACUCCUUUGCCCUUCCUGCUUCCGUCUUGCCGGUGCCGUGGUGUUGUCCGUGCCUGGUGAGGUUUUGUGCAGCCGUAGAGUGCUGGUGCUUCUGGUGACCUUUGACCUGUGGCUGUCCCUGUGUGUGGGUCUUUUUUUCGUGUGUGUGUGUUCGGGUUUUUUUUGUUUGUUCUUUUUCUUUUUUUGUCGUUGUUGUGGUGGUUUUGCUUCUGCUGGCUUGCUGGACCUGGGUUGGGCUGGGGUCCCAGGCAGAGCUUACUCCACUGGAGUAUGGGAGACUGCCUGCCGGCUCACAUUCUGCACUUGUCCAUUCCUCUGCCACGAGGUCCCUCUGAGCCUUGGCUUCGCAUGUGGGUCUAGGGCUUGGGUUGGCGGAGUGGCAGAGUCAGUGAAAUUGGGAGUCGUGUUGGGCCCCCAUGCUGCUUCCACAUCCACCACCUCUGGUCCUGGAUGGUGGCAUUGCAGGGACCAAGGAGUCACUGUGGGUGCCCACGGGGCUGCGUCCUAUCUGUCCCUGGCUGUCUUCCUCCUGGCCUCAGCUUUGUUCCUCUAGGCUUCAACUGGGGCCUCGGCUAGGCCACCCCAGAGGCCUACCUUGUUGGUUGGGAAUCCUAUCACCCACCUAUCCCUAAAAUCCCAUUCUGUGGGAUGUUGUUUCCCGGGCAGAUUGGUCAGGGGCCCCGAUUGGGGGCCACCUAUUCUUCCCUGCCUCACUGUGAGAGCCUGGAGGUCUCCACCAUUGCCAGACAAGGGCUUUGGCUUCAGGGCCGGGUCUGUCUCUUCCCCAUUGUCUGCAGCUCUUGGCUCUGGGCCCUUAUGCCUCCCUUCAGGAUCUGUGUCUUCCAGGGAUCCGCUGUUCGGCUUGGAGGUGCUUCUCCGCAGGGUCCAAGCCUGCCUCCUCACCCCAGCUAUCCAGGGGAGGCUGCCCACCUUCCAGGCUUGGCUCAGGAAGCUCCUCGUAGGCGGAUGCCCACCUGGUCGCAUGGCCCUUGUCCUCUUGCUGGCGUUGCUGGUGUCUUCUCUGGGGGCCUGGAUCCCUGACAAGCACAGAGUGUGAGCUGGUGAAAGGAAAGACUGGCCUGAUAGGCCUUUACCUCGUGGGCAGCGGAUUUUCACUCAGUUUAACCCAGCAUGCAGUGCUCUGGGAGCAGGACCUCUGCCAGCCCUGGCAUUGUGGUGGGCUUCUUUGGCUCAAGGUGCUCAGACACUCCCGCUGAUGCCGGGGUCAGAUGUGAAUGGGAGUCCCGACUGUCAGUUAUGCGUUACCAGGUGACCUCACCCCCUCCCUUGGGCUCUCUAACUGGUGCCCAGAUGAGUUGCUGAUCCUGACCGUGGCAGCAGAACUGGGUGGAUUAUGCCCAUGCCUAGCAGAGGAGAGGGGCGGGCUUUCCAAGUUCUCUGGUCCUGGCUGAGUGGUAGCAAACAGUUGAGCGUGGCCGUCCAUGUGGGGAGAGGAGGCUGAGACCGUGCGUGUGUUGAACAGAAGCAGCAGAUGGUAGCUUCUGCACUGGGUAGGGCCGUGCUUGUGGCCUUCAUAUCUGCCUCUGCGCCCCGAGUCGGGAACAUUCCCUGCUGAGCCCCUCUUCCCUUCUUGAUUUCGCGACAGUAGAUCUGUGUCCAGGCGUGACUCCUGGCUGUCUCUCUGAUCAUUGUUUAUCCUGUUUUCCUGCUGUGAGGGUGUUGUGUUUGCUUUCCGACACAGCUACGGAGAGCUUUGGCUGAGGCUCUCCCAGGUUACUCUGCUAAGUAAACUGUUAUUGUGCGGCUUCCCUCCUCCCUUGACUCUACCUGACCUCCUUCCUUGGACAUGGACACUCAGAUUUCACAGGAAAACCCACAUGGGGUGGAUCAGUUUCCUCUAGAGUAUGGUCCCGGCGAGUCCUCCCCCUCCACUGUGUCUGGCUGCUAACCUGGGUGUUUGUACCGUUAGCGUAGGGCCUCCAUGGCAACCCUGAGUUAUUCUGGGUUCGCUGUCUUCACCAGGCGUUCCUGCAGGCUCUCCUCAGUCCACCAUCUCGGUCUGUGUGUGCUCUGUGUGUGCUAGCAGCAGCCUUGGUGUUCGGUGCCAGGGUGUGCAGCUUUGAUAAGCUACAACCCACUUGGAGAUGGUGAGGCCACUUCCCUGCUACCUCCCUCUGUGGUGUGGCCACUUGGCCAAAGCUCCCAUCCACAGCUGGGAUGUCUGAGCCACAGCCUGCUGCACUGUUUCCGCUCUGGGAUCUUCUGAGUUACGUUUUUAGGCUGUGGUUUGGUGAAAGGAACCAACACAUUAACGAUUUUUUCCCCCCAAAAGCCACUGAAUAAUCCCUCUUGGCAUGUUUUCAUGUCCCCAUUGGCUGCCUGGUUUGGAAGCCCUUGUGGAGAAGAGGACAGAACCGGUACCACGCAGAGGCGUGGAACUGCCUGUUUCUGGCAUGUGUCCUGGGUGUGUGCUACACCUGCUGGGCCCGCUGCACACGAUUCUGUCCCUGGAGUGGCAGCAUUAACAGCAUGGGUGUCUCUGGAAGUUUGAAGUGGACUGUCCUAGGAAGUGUCCCUGACAGAAUUCCCUGUUCUCUACGACCCCAGUUGGGUUUUCAGCCCCUCCAGCAACUCUAUGCCCCAGUCAGUCCUAUCUUUCCUCCCAUCCUCUCUGUCUGCUAGUCCUUGAAGCCUUUAACCAAAUGGGAGUGGGUACAGAAAGCCUUCUCCUGGCAACUUAGGGCAACAGGACAAGGGCUAUUGUGUGUCCAGCUCUGUUGGUCUCCUGGUGCUGAGAGAUAUGUCCAAGCAGAGUUGAUCAGCCCCUGCCUGCCCUGCAGGGCUGAAGCCAGGGGGAGGUUAGCAGAGAGUACCCUAAAUGAGGUGGGAGUCCUAAGAUCUAAGUGAGGAGGGUCUGGGGUGUGGCUACAAGGUGAGACCCGGUCUCCUGCACCUGGGUAGGGUCAUCAGGGAUCUGGCUGCGAGGUGAGGCCUGGGUGUUCGCACCAGUGCAGGGCGAUCAGCCGUCUGGCCUCAGCAGACAGCAGCCUUGGUGCCCACCCGUGCCCUGCGCAGUAUUUAUUGCUAAAUUAUUGUCCAGGAGGGGCGGCGCUGGGCCUGGCCCCCCGGGUAUUUAUUGCUGUACAUAGUGUAUGUUUGUGAUAUAUAAGGUUUUCUUUAUUUUGUAUAUGAUCAAUAAACGCCUUUUAAAGAGA